This is a messenger RNA of Vespa mandarinia (Asian giant hornet), 2563 nucleotides long. RefSeq lists its product as uncharacterized. NCBI's taxonomy places the organism in Eukaryota, Metazoa, Arthropoda, Insecta, Hymenoptera, Vespidae. The record is from RefSeq and is a predicted model, not a curated record.
AUGGUAGCUUCGGCUAAAGCUGGUCCAUCGUUGCAUCUUCACGAGUACAGCAUCACCGACGGUACCGAUAAAGUGAAACAACGUAUUCAUAGUACAGAUCAAGUGACGAUAAACAUAGACGUUUUUUCGGAAGAUGGUAAAUCGAUGUAUUCGAAAGACGGUACUGCUGUCAAAAAAACGAAAGGUAUUAAGCAACAAAUAACUUCUGGAUCCGAAGGAGAAUGUCAAAAUGUUAUUUUCGUCGAGCCAAUUAUCGAUGGCUCCACUCCGACUGCAUUGGCUUUCAAAAAGCUCGAGCAAAGUGUAGAAAAUCUUGAGCAACGAUUUGAAGCAUUAGAAGAAUUGUCUACUAAUCCUGAAUUGGUUGAACGAUUGAAAGGCAAUAUCACAGAUCCUUUAGUAGACAUGUGGAAUAUUAUUAACAUGAACAAAAGACUCGAUGCAGCUGAGCAAGGAAUCGAUAAGCUCGCAUCGAUAGUCCAAGACGUAAUUAAAAGUGGAACGGAUCUUGAAAUUGUUGGCGAUCAAUUAAAGGCAUCGCGCGAUGAUAAAGAAAAAACCGAUGACGAUAACAAUAACGUAAACAUAGACAAUACUAUUAAUGAAACAAAUCAACAUACACUUGGCGAUGAAGAGACAACCGUGAUCGAUGCUCCAAAUGCAGAAAAUGUAGUUUCAGUCAUAUAUUCCGCAGAAUUCGAAUCAAAAAAGGCACCGACGAUAGCUGACAAACCAAAUGAUUCUAAACGAUUAGACGAAUUAAGAGAUCAAAAGAUUGAAAAGUGUUUCCAAAAUAUUGAGGCCGUUAAAACGACGAUUGACGUAGCUUUGACGAAAUUAGAAGAUCGCCUUCAUAAAUUAGAAACGAAAGAAAGAACGAUUGAUACGACAGCAAAGAUCGAUGACGAAUCGGCACCAACAUUGGCACCGGCCGAUGAUCACUCACCUGACGAGUUAGAUAAAAAAAAAAUUCAUGUAUGUUUGGAGUACCUUCAAGAUUUCCAAACGACAAUUGACAAUACAUUCAUCAAUAUGGAGGGUCGUCUUAAAAAAUUGGAGAAGGAUCACGAUGAGCUUACAGAAAAAUUGAAAAGCGUUGCGAUACCAAGCGAAACCGGUGAUAGUGAUCUAAACGAAUUGGUAUCAAAGAUACAAGAUAUUCAAGAGGAUAUGAGAAAAUUAAAUGAAACAGCUGAUCGUCUUAUGGGUGAUACGGAGGAUCGUGAAAUGAAUCUAAACGCGAUGUUAGAACAAAUAGAAUUGUUAAAAACGAUUAAAGCUGAUAAGGAAGAUCUCGAAGAUGCAUUGGCUGAUAAAGCUGACGCUUAUACAGUCAACAGAAAGGUUUCUCACGAUCAAUUUGAUGCUGCCUGCGAUGAUUUAACACGUGGAUUAGAGGAAGCUAUAAGUAAAUUAGGUAAACAGGAAUCGAUAUGGCAUCAAGCAUUGGAUGAAGUACAGAAAGAGAUCGAAGGGAAAGUAGAUAAGAUUGAGAUAACACCAUUGAGAGAGUUUGUCAAUAGUCGAUUAAAGUCGCUUCAAGAGAAAAUGAAACGUAUGGCUGAGAUGAGACGAGAAGCCGAAGCUGCUGGUACGAAAAAAUUACUCAGAGACGUCCAAUGUAUAUCAUGUGAUAAAGAGGUAGUUAUGAGAACGGAAGAAACUGGCAAAUUUGAGGCACCUACUAUGCCUUGCACGAUGAGUAUGAAACCUUAUCUAACUUACGAAUUGGAUCAAGUUAGAAAGCAGCAAAGAAGAUUGCCUCAUAGUAGGAACAUGAUUCAAUUCGAGGCAGCCGUAUUGGAGGAGACUAGAAAAAUGAAAAUAUCUAAGGAAGAAUCAUUUGCGAAAUCUCCCAGAGAUCAUCUUUGCAAUCGUUAUUGCGGUGGAAGUCAUACGAUUACAACUCCCCAGCAAAGGGUUAUGCGAAUGGGACAUUUUCUUACGCAAUGGGGUCCAGAGAGUAUACAAUUAACAGACGGUAUGAUAAAAGGAACCGACGGUAAGAUGUAUCGAAGUCGACCAUUGCCACCGAAAUACGAUGUCUGUGGCGGUAUAGUUCCAUGUCCUGCUAACGAAGUUAUUACGUCUCAGGAAACUUCAAGAGGUACUGGAAAUAUGUCUCAGCCUUGGCAAACUGCACGAAGUACAUCAAGUGCCAAAAAAGGUAAUUCUGGAAGAAUAUCGACGAGAAAGAAAGAUGUCUGUCCAGGUAUUUCUACGGAACAUGAACAAAACGUGUCGGAAUCAAAUCAGAUCAAUAAAGUUGCUCUCGAAGUGCAAUCUACGACCGAGGCAUAACUUUUGCAACGAGGCAAAACAUUUUGCAAACAUUUAAAAAAAAUACGUACUUAUUUAUCAUAUAAAAAAGAAGAAAAAAUAAAGAAAAUAAAUAAAAGUAAAAUAUGAAAUAAUUACAAUUGUUUGCACCUGGAUAAUGGCAACACCAUGAACAUCGUCGAUAAUGUAGCUUGCUAAGUGUCGAUAACUUUUACGUUCUUAUAUCUUAAUACAACCGUGUAACGUGUGUUGCAUAAGAUCAGGGAUAAUAAAAUAUAAUAUU